Molecule: messenger RNA, 735 nt
Organism: Babesia bigemina
Lineage: Eukaryota; Apicomplexa; Aconoidasida; Piroplasmida; Babesiidae
Product: -Transcription factor TFIIIB component B
Exons: 1
Coding region: 1-735 (244 amino acids)
Biological process (GO): RNA polymerase III preinitiation complex assembly
Cellular component (GO): transcription factor TFIIIB complex
Molecular function (GO): TFIIIC-class transcription factor complex binding
Source: RefSeq, a predicted model, not a curated record
AUGGACCGGUCCGGCAAAAGCGGUCUCGCGUUGGCCGGCGCGCUCUUGCCGGGCGGUGUAGAGGAUGGUUCUUCGGUUGAUUUCGGCCACGAAACCGUGUGGCAACGCGUUCAACGGCUAGGGCGUAACCAGGAUCCGUUUGAACGGCCCGUGGCUGCCGAACCUACGCAGUCAGCCAGCAAUGUGGAUUUAAGUUUCUUCGGCGCCGACGUCCAAGCGCUGCUAGGCGCCCGCCACCACGUGGCCGAGACUGCGUUUAACAAGCGCGGCCAGUACGCCAGCGCGUACAAGCAAACCAAGAGGCUGAAGUGGUCCCCUGAGGACACUGAACGCUUCUACGAUGCGGUCCGCAACUUCGGCUCCGACCUGCUCAUGGUGCGGUCGCUUCUUCCGGAGUUCACCGACAAGCAGAUUUACGACAAGUUUAAGUUGGAGGAGAAGCGCAACGGCGAUAAGCUGAACGAGGCGCUGAACACGCCCACCAAGAUCUCGUUGGAGCAGUUCGAGAGACGCAACGGCAAGAUCGAUCGCAGUCGUCACUACGACCCGAGCAAGGACCCCGUGCUGCUGCAGAAGCGCAGCCAGAAGACGAACCAGCUGGCGCUGCGCGUGCAGGUCGAGGACGACGAGCCGCGGGCGCUUCCGGACUCCUCCGAAGGCGCGCCCGGGCCCGUUCACGAUUUGGAUGCGGACACAGACGCGCCUGGAUGCAACAUUGUGGAGUUGUUCAUGUGA